GUUUGGCUGGAUGUGCAUUUUUAAUGACGGUCUCUGUCCACUUGUGUGUCUUGCUGCCACUUGAGCAUCCAGUUGAACAGGAUGUGUAAAUGAAUCCACUAAUCCCUCUCUGCUGCCUUUUAAUUACAGCGAGGACAACAGGCCACCUGUGUGUCUUGUUGAUCACUUCAGAGGGAUACAGCAUAAAUGAUAUCCCAGGAAGGAGUAACACAGAGGAUGGAAGACAGAAUCUGAACAUGCAAAGACUCCACAGUGUGUGUUUGGAUAUAAAACCCCUCAGUGUUGCAGGUCAGCUGCAGCAGUGGAACAAGUAAAGAUUUCACACUCCCAGUCCUGCUGUAAGCUGAUAGGAGUGGUAAAGGCUGUGGAGCUGCAGACCGGUCUCAAGGCAGGAGGAGUAAACACAUUCAACUGAGCAUUUAAAGCUCACCUCAGCGGACAAAUGAAGGCACCCGGAGGAAGGAAAAGAACAAUAUUCACAACCAGAAACAUGCCCCUUCCGAAUGGCAACACAGGGCAGACUCUCUCUCUCUCUCUGUUUGUUCCCCCACUGAAAGCAUUAUUAUGAAUGCAGUGUCAAGGUCAAAGCCAUUGAAGCCCAUUCAACAGAGAUUUGCUUUGAACAGCCCUUGAAACCAUUAGAACACAAUAAAAUGGAGAGAGAGAGAGAGAGAAAACUUCCCGGUUAAUUAAGUGGAUUAGUGAGUGUAAUUCUGCGGCUGAACAUAAUGACUUUUCAAUGCAAUCUAUAAUUUACACCUUGUGUUAAAGCCAAUACCACCCCCCAACACACACACACACACACACACACACACACACACACACACACACACACACACACACACACACACACACACGAAACAUGUUCGCAUCCCACGAGCACGUUCAGUCUUUUCAGGGGCCAAUCAAGAACGAGAUGCGCCACACAGUCUGUGCGCCCUGAUCUCAACUGAGGCUGGACAACUGUGGAGCUGCGCACAAGUCCAAAUGCGACACUUGGGAGGCUGUGGUGUGACUGACUGACUGCCGAGCAUAAACUUUUAUUUUUUUCUUUCGGAUAAAUGUUUCUAUCGAGUACGCCCGCAAGAGAUCAAUAAAACCGGGAUCCGACAAAUAAAUGGGAGAACAAAAGAUCGCGAGAACUUGAUUGGUGUGCACGCUUCAGUUUGGCCAACUUUGUGCGCUAAACCCAUCCGAUCCGCGUCAGUCCGUGCGGGCGCAGCAGCAGCAGCAGCAGGAGGAGCAGCAGGAGGAGCAGCAGAGGAGGAGCAGGCUGGCUGGAUGUGGCAGGAGACGGGUCACUGAGCUGCAGCGAGCCGGGUGCGAGUUUCACAGUCAACUCUCCGAUGUCACCGGACAGGAUGAUGAUCAUUGGACUCCUGCUCAAUGUCUUCACUCAUGGUAAUGUGCCAGUGUCUGCGUCCUUGGACUGUCUGGUGGCGGAGCAGGGCUGCAUCCAGGAGCAGUCCUGCAUGGUGCUCUAUCGCCUGCUGGAGUACUGUGCGGCCGAGGAGGCCGUGUCGCCCCUGGGUGCAGACGCCCGCUUGGAGUGCCUGGAGGCCCAGAACGCCUUGCAGCAUUACCGGCCCCUUCAAGUUUGCAAGUGUCAGCGUGGCUCUCGCAGGGAGGAACACUGCCUCAGGGUCUACUGGACUGUGAGGUUUGCAGCAUAUGAUGAGUAUGAAGUGUCUCCAUAUGAAGAACUGCAGGUGAAUCUGGUGAGAAACAUUGAGAUGUCACGUAUGGCCUCCAUCAUGGCAGCGACCUCUCUUUCUGUGGACGGUCAAAACCAGUGUCUGAAGGCGGCCCAGGACUGUGGCCUGUAUGAGAAAUGUGGCUCCCUGCGGUCAGAAUAUGUGGUGGCCUGCACCAAGCGAGCAACAGUCACUGACAACAGCUGUAACCGCCAGAAAUGCCACAAAGCCCUGCGGCGCUUCCUGGAGCGCGUGCCCGAGGAGUACAGCUUCGCUCUGCUCUUCUGUCCCUGCUCUGACACUCUGUGUGGGGAACGCCGGAGGAAAACCAUCGUCCCGUCGUGUUCCUACGAGGAGAACGGAAGAGGGGAGGAGAGAGUCGGGAAGCCCAACUGCCUCAGCCUGCAGAACUACUGCUCCAGAGACGAGCUGUGUAGAUCCAGGCUCGCUGAUUUCCAACACAACUGCCAGCCCUCCCCUCUGUCCGCCUCCGGCUGUAUACGAGAGAGCAGAGCCAUGUGCCUGAAGGCCUACGCUGGACUCAUAGGGACCAUCAUGACUCCCAACUACGUGAGCAACAGCAGCACAGAGGUGUCCCAGUGGUGCGUGUGUGACGGCAGCGGGAACGAUUGGCAGGGCUGUCAGCGCAUCCUGCACAUGUUCAGCAGCAACAUAUGUCUGCGCAAUGCCAUCAGCUCCAUGGGAAUCUCUGUGCCUCCUCCUGUGGAAAACACACCCGUGCCAGCUUCUCAGCCCUCCCCACGUAUCUACCAGGAGAGGGUCCACGUCAGCGUCAACACUCUUCCCGAAUUCAACAGUAUGGAAGACAGCGAGCAAGAGGAGCAGCAGCAGGAGGAGGAGGGGAGCGAGGAAUUCAAUGUCAUCCCGCCGUACUCCGAGAAGGACUCGAACAUCGAAUCUGGUGCGCGAGGGAGUAAACGGGGCGCAGCUAGCCGAGCGGUACCCGUGUUGCCAUUGCUGCUGCUUCUGCCCACGCUCAUUGUGGACUGGGAGUGCUGGAGCUUCUGAAGCCUCCAUCUCAUUCCCCGCUCAUAUUUUACCCAAAUCCAUCACAGGGCUCAGAAUGAACCACGGAGGACAAUUGCGAGGAAGAACCGCUCCGUUUCUCUUUCAUUAGUUGUCCUGACUUUAUUUCACUAUUUCGGUUCCUGCUAUCACUGCCUCCUCAAGAGUCAAAGAUAUCAGACAGUGGUCCCGCAGUAUCUGCCAUGUCUUUGCCCUCAUAAAACCCAGCGAACAACGCGAGCAGAUAUAUAAGUGCAUGGGUGAAUUUAGAAAUGCUGUCUGGGCAAGUACUCGAUCUAGAGCCUGCACCACACUCAAAGUACAUCCCCUCUUUUAACAAGAAGCACAUCGCCCAAGGCCACAUCCACUAUACACACUCCCAAAAACCAUAACCAGUCCACUCCACUGCAACCGGGCCUGAGCACGGCUUUUGAUUUCCAUUUCAUGACUCGUGUCACAUCCGUUUUCUCCGUUGCCCCUUCGGCUCUCCCUCUCCCUUCUUCCUACUAUGGUUGAGUAAGAUAAUCCACUUUACAACAAGCUAAUAAGAAACUGCACCACACUUAAAGCGCUUAGUACCCCCCACACCCCCCCAAAAAAACACUUUUUAAAAGGGCCUCAUUUAGGGGGUCGAUAAGACAUGAAGCGGCGUGUUGUCGCGUUAUAUAUGAGAGAUCUCAUGCCUUUUCAACCUUUGCUUCUUCUCACGUUGUGCAUCAUAAAACAGAGAGCAACAGUCACUCUCUGCGCUGCUUCUUUUUGUUCACACGCCACUUAGUGUUAUUGCCAGCAGGCUGAGCAGCUGAGAAUUCAACCACGGGCGAAAGUAAUGAGAUCAAAUUCUAUUGUAGAAAAUGACGAGUAAAGCAACACGAGCAAUUAUGGCACAAUUCAAAUUACUCAGUGUGCGGCGAGAGUCUGGAGUAAGGCUCAGCGGAGGAAAUAGCCAAUUUACUGCUGUCAUACCCUCUCACUUUUUUGUCCUCAGGAGGUGUGUUUUUAAGUGCUCCUUCCCCAUCAUGUGCUUUAGAUGUUGUGAGAGCGAGAUGCGGAGAUAGGGACGGACACAGGAGGCUGUAAAGCCUGCCGGCUGCUCUCAUCAUUGAGCAGCACACUGAGCCAUUCUCUCUGCCUGAAAUAGCUUCUGCUGAUGUUAAUGAUUUCCCUUUCUUAUGGCUCAUUUUCUUAUAAAAUGACUCAGCUGCAGGGCUGAAGGUAAAGAUAAGUACGGUGAAGUUUUUGCAGGGGGAGAGUUUGCAAGAAACCACCCGUCCGAGCUCUGCAACGAUACGUUAUGGUUAUAUAUUCAUUUUUUAUUUUGAAAGGAAAUGGCAUGUAGAAAUUGCAGCAACACUAUGGCGGGUGACUUCAGGCAGCAGUGCACUGACUUUGCCGUCUUCAAACAGAUCAGAGCUGAACAUUUCCAGACAUAUGAAAAAGAAAUCUUUCACUUGAGGAGGCAGUAUAGCUGUGCCACUUUUCCACCCUCCCCCUCCCCACUGCUGGACUUGUUUACAUGAUCGUUUAUUGACGUGGAGACUGAACUUCUGAUAAGGACGCGCAGCAUAAAGGCAGAAACGCACUGGAAGCGUGUGAGCUGUGCUUCGACAAAAUGCGACGCGCUCCCAACUUCCAACUUUGAUUUCUAGAAGUCAAAGUGGGACUUAAAUGGAUGUUGUAAGGCUAGUGCACCUGUUGCCCACUUCGGGGCAAAAUGACAUCAUGCAGGUUUUUUUGACCACUUUCUUGUUGAGAGUUUAGCCACAGGGUAGCGAAAGAGGUAGGUGAGGAAAAGACCAGUUAACAGAGCUCUGAAGUGUGACUGCGAGCUUAGAAGGUGGGGGAGGAAAAAAAAAACAUAUUUGGACAGAAUCUUUGAAAUACAAAGUCUGGCUGGACAACCAGCUGGCGUCCGCUUAUAUAUGUGACCCGAAACCAGACGGUGAAAGUGAUGCGUUGAGAAAAUAAACACGUGCGAGAGCCAUUACCCAUCACGGCGUCCAGCGUUUACGUGUCAACACCUGCAUCCAGUGCGCUCCGGCCUUGAUGAAUGAAUGUGAGUUUACAUGUAAUUUUCACAUUUCAACAGGUUUGUUUAUAAUUGUAAACUAUGUAAAGUAAACAUUUUCAUUAACGCGGCUUGUACGUUUUUUUUGAUGAGUUCAGGGGUUACAAAGAAGAACAAAAUAUGGCUACACUUUAUAUUAAGGGUUUCAAGUCAUUACGUUAAGUAAAACAUGACUCAUGAUGAUUUAAUGCAGGAUGUGUUGUGAAUUCCUGUUGUUGACGUUAAAAAAUAUGAAGUCACUAUUAGUUUAUGUGAUUAGAUCACCAGGUAAGAAAAGUUAAAGGGCAACGCCACCCAUUUUAUACAUUAAAGGGUUUGGGGGUGUUUAUAUGUCUUAGGGAGUAUAUGUGUGAAUCCUUUUGUGGCUCCAGAGGAAGCUGCAUGUGAUCUGAUAAAUUCUGCAGUAAGUCAUUUAGUCAGCAAGUAAAUGAUUUACACCCUUAUUAUAAAGUGUAACCAAAAUGGUUCAUCCAUAUAUGAAAAUUCCAUGAGAAAAUCUGUGAAUAUUCCCCAAGUUAGUUUUUAGAUUGUAUCUUGAUACACUAUGUAUGUACAGUUUGUUUCCACAUGCUUCUUUUAAAAGACAUAUCAAACAUGCCAAAUAAUUCUGACUGUAACGUGUAAUAACUGUGUGAUUUUUGUGACAUAGCAGGACAAGUGUGCAGCUUUGUUGAAGGAAGAAUAAAAGUUGCAUUGG
Messenger RNA from Acanthopagrus latus (yellowfin seabream), 5485 nucleotides. RefSeq names its product GDNF family receptor alpha-4-like. Gene Ontology annotation, molecular function: signaling receptor activity. NCBI's taxonomy places the organism in Eukaryota, Metazoa, Chordata, Actinopteri, Spariformes, Sparidae. The transcript has 10 exons. Gene Ontology annotation, biological process: nervous system development. The record is from RefSeq and is a predicted model, not a curated record. Gene Ontology annotation, cellular component: signaling receptor complex; external side of plasma membrane. Bases 1347 to 2723 code for a protein of 458 amino acids.